This is a messenger RNA of Folsomia candida, 813 nucleotides long. RefSeq lists its product as uncharacterized. Lineage: Eukaryota; Metazoa; Arthropoda; Collembola; Entomobryomorpha; Isotomidae. The transcript has a single exon. Bases 1 to 813 code for a protein of 270 amino acids. The record is from RefSeq and is a predicted model, not a curated record.
AUGGAAAAAGAAAUAGACAACCAAAUUCCUUUCUUGGAUAUAAUGGUAUAUAAAAAAGAACACGGUGAACCCGGACACAAAAUAUAUCGCAAGCCCACUCACACAAACCAAUAUCUUCAUUUUGAUUCGUACCACCACCCAAGCCAAAAAAUUGCUGUGAUUGACACUUUGGUUACAAGAGCCAUGAGAUUAUGCGAUGAAGACCACAGGGAUGAAGAAAUGAAAUUUGUAACUCACAUUCUUCAAGAAAAUCAUUAUCCCCUAGCAAAAAUCAAACAAAGAAUUGAACAUUUAAAGCAAAAGACACAAAACAAUCCAGAAGAAAGAAGAUGGAUCGCCCUCCCAUAUACUGGAAGCAUGGCAAAAAGAUUUUCAAAACUAUUAGGAAACAACUUAGAAAUCAAUAUCGGGUAUUUUACUGGAACAAAAUUAUCUACACAACUUUACAAUUUCAAAGACAAGAAAGAAAAGCCAAACAGUGGAAUUUAUAAGAUAAAAUGUAAAGCUUGUCCCCUCACAUAUAUUGGAGAAUCAGAACGAAACAUUGAAAGAAGAUUAGAAGAACAUGAAGCCCAUGUUCGUCAUGGAAGAGUAAAUUUGUCAGCCGUCGCCCUACAUAUGGCAGAAAACCCGGGUCAUGAGAUUGAUAAGGCCUCAUUCAAAUUGAUUGAACGAGAAACCCGUUUUUAUCAUCGAAAAAUUAAAGAAGCAUUGCAUAUGAAGAAAAAUCCAUCUAGCAUGAACAUCAAGGAUGGGAGGAAAAUAAACCCCAUUUGGUUACCAACUAUUCUUCCUCUAAUAAAAAAUCCAUAA